Pecten maximus is the source of this 2005-nucleotide messenger RNA. RefSeq names its product IgGFc-binding protein-like. The record is from RefSeq and is a predicted model, not a curated record. NCBI's taxonomy places the organism in Eukaryota, Metazoa, Mollusca, Bivalvia, Pectinida, Pectinidae.
ACCACAUACAGAUGGACUUCUUGAUAGACACUUGGUCCUUUCCGGUCCUCUUCCUGACGUUGGUGCUCAGGCUGCAAUAUACUGCCGCCAUACGAUGUUUGAGUUGUAAUGAUGUCAUCCAACCACGUCAUUGCUCCACUUUUGAACAGUGCCCAGAUGGCGAUUCUUGUGUGACGGAAUCUUACCAAAACAUGAAUGGAGAAACUUUGUAUAAUGUUGGCUGCAUGUCCUUACAGAGGUGCUUGUUGACUAACUCUGCCAACUAUACCCGCUCAAAUUACCUACUUCGGGUACAAAUCGUCGGGACACACGUGGAUCAUUUAUGUACAGAGUGUUGUCACGGAGACCUGUGCAACGCCGCCGGAUGUGGUUCGCAAGGAUUUCCGCAACACAGAGGACCGAUUUGUUUAAACUGCCGACAGUCACGUGACCCAUCUUAUUGUGACAGACUAUCAGUGUGUCUCCAAGGAGAGGUUUGUCACGUAGAACAAAUCAACGAAUUUGGCGAUAUAUUCUACCAGACCAGUUGUUUACGGGAAACUAGUCACCUAUGUACGUCUCAUCCAAUAUAUAACCCAGUGGAGAUUGGGAAACGAACUGUUCGACGUGGAAAUUGCUUGCUCUGCUGUCGGGAGGACUUCUGUAACACUAAAUGUCACCCUUCUACAUCGACUGUACAACCAACGACGACAACACUGACUACUGCGACCGCGACGCAUCAGAGUUUCAAGGGAACAGAUUUUUUCUUGAUGUUCAUCGAAAACUUCAAAUUUAGUCCACCUGGUUUCACUCUGAGAGCAAUAGUAACAUUUUUGGAGACAAAUGCUAAUAUCCAGGUGACCACAACAUAUAAUUCAACAUCAUUCUCCGCCUCAGGUCCAACGAAAAAUAUUGACAUAAAUGCAAAUAUGACAAUUCGAGAGAAGGGAAAGUCGAGCAAGGGGAUUAUUUUGACUUUCAACACUGCUGUGUCGGUCAUUGCAUUCAAUACUUUUAACGAUGAAUCUUCAUCGAUGUACCUUGCAUUGCCGAUGGAGGCACUUGGUGUUUCUUAUAUUGUAGGAACAUAUAAACCUAACACGAUAGACUUCCCAGAAAUUGGACAAUCUUUUGCUGUCGGAGCACCAUAUGACAACACAGUGGUCAAUAUUACACUGAGUACACGCCGUGACCGUUCCUGGUCAGUAUCACAGAGAGAUGGGAAAACAAUUACUGUCGUUCUGGACAAACUGGACACGUUCUAUAUUGAAACAAAUACCUCUGAUGGCGACCUGACGGGAACGCGUAUAGUUAGUGAUAAACCCGUGGCGGUAGUAUCUGGUAAUCAAUGUAGUGACGGACCAACAGGAUGCAAUCAUAUCGCGGAGUACCUACCUCCGGUCUCAAAAUGGGGGUCAAAGUUCAUUGUUCCGCCUAUUAGAGGAAGUGUCCGUGGUGUGAUCAGAAUUAUACCUUCGGUAAAUAAUACAAAUAUUACUGUUUUGGGUAAAACCUUGAACAAAACAUAUACAUUAUCAAAUCGAUAUUUCAUAGAUAUUGACACCAAUUCAUCGUCGUCGUAUGCAAUAUAUGCAGAUAGCCCGGUACUGGUUUUCCUGAUAAUUGUACAGGAUAAAACAUCAAUGACGUUGGUGCCAUCAACUAACCAGUUCUCAAAUAUACCUGUGUUGAUCUCACUACCUAUAAAUACAACGAGGAGGUACGAUAACUACAUUGUCGUAAGUAUUCGAUCUAAGGACGUUUCCGGUCUAACGCUCCGCGAUGCUUACGGGGCUGAACUGGCCCGUUUAGGAUCAGUUCCCUCCCUUGAUGUUUCGGGAGAAGAGUACACCUUCAUAGCAGCCAGGUGUAACAACAACCAAACAUGUUCUGUCCGACAUGCUGACAAAACUGUGACGUUCAGUGUUAUUGUUUAUGGGUUCAGUACGUAUGCUGAAUAUGCAUAUCCUGCAAACCUAAGGUUGUAAAUUAUAAACACUCAAAAUAAAGAUUUAUAUACACUUAA